Amoebophrya sp. A120 is the source of this 9543-nucleotide messenger RNA. NCBI's taxonomy places the organism in Eukaryota, Dinophyceae, Syndiniales, Amoebophryaceae. The record is from the annotation of a GenBank genome assembly.
AAUCUAUCGUCCUUUAUGUUUUUUUGAACGAGAAUAAAUCAUUACAACUUGUAGAUCAGCCAUCUAUUAAACCGCUUUCGUUAUUUUCCUCGUGCGGAACGAGCCUUGCAACUCUUUUGAUAAUUUUAGAGAGCGUUAAAAAAACUUGGAAUAUCCAUCUUGUUACUUUCUAAGUCGGCAUUUUGCAUUUGCAUUCUGAAUAAGGACCACGACGUCGAUUAUACUGCAUUAGGAAUAAUUUGUACCCUCGAUAGACAGUGACUUCUCACUUCGAAAGAAGGAAACUCCGACGUCAACGUCGUCGCACAGAAACUUCGACACGACAGUGGGAGACGAAGUUGAAAAAAGUACGCAAGACCUCGUACUGCGGAAGUUCCGAAGAGGAUGAGGCUUGUUUCGCCCAAGAAGCUGCACCAGCCGGCUUGUUCCAGGAUGGUGCGUCCAACUUCGCCGGUCUAUUUCCGAUUUUUUUGUGGUCUGUACUACAUCAUCUCGAAUGUUUAUUUCCGUGUGGCCGAUGCCUCGCAGACGACCGGAGAUCUUGAGGUUGCGAAUCAGGAGUCGAUUGCCUCGGAUGGUGAAGGCGGCCCCAUCGCCCACGAAGGCACCGUUCGCUCACGAAGGCACCGUUAUUUUGAUCCCAUCGCCCACGAAGGCACCGUUCGCUCCUAUCCCGAGCAGGAUCACCCCAACUUCUUGGAGUGGCCUCAUGCGCCCAAUCACACCGCUGACUGUGGGACAGAAUGUGGGCCACCACCAGGAACUGUUCUAGUAUCAGAGCCCCCUUAUUCCUCGUCGGUGUUCGACGGCGGGGCGUCAUCCUCAGGACCACACUCAGGAACAACAGAUCAGAUUUCCGACAACGUCCCAGUCAGCGAAGCUGAACGAGAACGGCAAAGGGAAGCUGAACGCCAGAGGAGGCUCAGGGAACAAGCUGUUGAACGACAGAUGGAGGCUGAGCGACAACAUCAGCUGCGUUUGUCGGACGAAGAGCGAACGGAGAGCCUGCGUCAGUUGCAGUUCGACUACUCUGUUCGUGCUGAGCCUGCUGAUGAAACUUCACAAGUAGAAGCGCAUGAAUCAGCGAAAGACCUCUACUCCGCGACUGCAGCGGAGGACGAAGAACACAAGACUGCUAGCAUUCAUGCGGCCGGGAAUUCUGAAGUAGAGCACGAACCAGAAGAAGCUCCAGCGGCUUCUAGCGGUCGAGGCCGGACUUGGAGAGAUGAGAUGUUUGAAUCGGUACCAGCUGGGGACGAGCCUACGGGCACUUCUCAGGAAGCCGAACAGGAACAAGUACACCAGCAGCGCAAGGAGGAAGUAGAGGGACACGACGACGACCAGGGCUUGUCGCGCGGCACUGCUGCUGUCGAGGAUCAUGAUGCACGUAACGUCGCAUCGACUUCUGGCCAACAGGAGCCACAGCCCAGCUUGCUGAGUAAGUUCAUGAGCAGUGGCCUUACUAGGAAAUUCACCGCCAGCCUUUUCGGUGUUGGUGGUUCAGUCACGACUGGGGGGAACAGUAGCACAGCUUCCGAUGCAGUUGAUGCACCACCACAACGACCAUCAUCGUCCACACCGAGUUCUUCGGCGCCCGCUUCUGCGAAUCAUGGCGCCGCCACUUCUGCGCCCGCGACGCCGGUAAAAGAGCAUGAUGACGCUGCAGCUGUUGGUGAGAAUGCUCCUGUUGCAGCCACAACUGAGCCAGCGACUUCCUCUGCCGCUCCUGAUUGGAAAGAGGACGCCAAUAAUCGUCCUGCUUUCUUGACGCGCGAAUCAGAAGCUGAUUGGCGAAGAAGCCUUCGUCCGGAGGUGCAGCAGGAGGUGAAGGAAUCUUCUUUCCCCACCGCACCACCAGUAGACGAACAGCAGUCCUCCUCGCAGCCGAUUUCGGUGGACAGCAGUCCGGAAGUUGUAGGAGUAGAAGCCGCCACACAGAGUGUCGCACUCGAGCGCCAGGUGUCCGUUGCACCAGCCUCGGUCGGCGAAAGAAGUAGUCGUCACGACGAUGACGUGCUGAUCCACACAGAUGCGCCAUCGGUCGACGACAUCGUAAUGGAAGAUGCGCCUGGGGCAGUAGAUGCUGAUGCUGCCCCUAUCGUCCCGGUUUCCACAGCGAAGGGACCACGAGAAAGUUUGGAACAACAGGAACAGCAGAGUAGUACGGCAGUCGAGCAGGUGGCCACCAACGCGGAAGACAUUUCUAUCACUGCUGAGGUGCGACGGCUGGAAACGAAAAAAACGGAAUUAGAAGCAACGUGCAGGGGUUUGGGAGAAGAGAAGGAGCGGAUGAUGAAGGAAUUUGAGGUAUAGUGAAGUACAUUCUUGUUUUCUCUACGUAAAAUUUAUCAAGCGAGUGGCCCGACUGUUGAAUUUUUGUUUUCCUAUCGCUAAUGUCAAAUCGAAAGACCACGAUGCCGCGCUUAUGAUGAAGAUGAUCUUUAGGUGAAGAGGAUAGGUGAACAGUAACACACGAUGCAGUGACCACUUUUGUUCAAUACUUUCACCUACUUCUAGGCACAAGUUGAAGACGAGAAGAAGGUCAACGAGGCCACCGUUGCGGCGCUCCAGGAAGAGAGGAGGAAUAUGAACAGCCUUUUUGCCCGGGAAGAGGAAAAGUACCAAACUUUGAAACGCGAUGUGGAAGACUUGGAAAAGCAGAUAAAGCAGAAACAAGAAGAAGUGAAAUCGAAGGAAAUCGACAACGAAAAGGCGAGCUCCGUUUACCAAACCGUGUUCAAUUCGCUGCAGGAGAACUUGCAGGAGAGCGAGCGGAAGCAGUCCGCACUGAAGGACGAGAGGGAACUGUUGGCAAAAGAGAAGUCACAACUGGAAACUGCCGUGAAGGAAUUGGCAGAGAAAUUAGAAGAGCUGAAAGCCACCGCGAUGGGAAAGCAGAAGGAAGUGCAAGAACUGCGAGAGGUCCAAGAGAAGAUGGAGCAGGAGCUGCAAAAGCGGUUUCUUCUCGGAGCGCCGGAGGGUGAAGACGCAGGAGCGGGAGGGGCUUCUACAGGUAGUAGUGGUAGUGCUGGUGCAGCAGCAGGAGCUGACGGCGCGAGUGGCCGUCCUGAAUCCGCGGCGGGUGCCUCGGAAAUAGCCGACGGCGCGCACCAGGUGCAGCUCAACAGUGGUGCGCCGCAAAAUAUGAGCGGACCGCAACUGUUUCUGAAUCAGGUGCUCGGCGGGCUUGAUGAGCAGCUUGCGAGCAGCAGCCCGCGUGCUCCAGGAGCUCCGUUUUCCAAAUUUGACGUACUGAAAAUUCUGAAAGAAAAGCAGGAGGAGCUGCGCUUGAUGCAACAACAGAUCGACACCCUGGAGAAAACGAAGGAGCAGCUGGUCACCACGAUCGCUGCGGGAAACUCAACCGCUGCUCCCGCUGCGGUGGGUGUGCCGCUGUUGUCGUCGACUACGGAACAAGGAGGUGUUUUUCACCAUCACUCGCCCGCACCUGCUUCAUCCAGCCGCGUGGUCGGGAGCCAGUUCGCGCCAACAGCCCGUGGUCCCGCAGGUAGUCAUAGUUUGGGGGUGAGUCCACCCAGUUAUGCCGUAACUGGAACCACCCCAAAAUAUGGGGCGCAGGCGAAACCGUCGCUACGACUCCCGAGCGCAACUUCUGCUGGCCAAGAACCACAGCACAGUGGCAGUACCAUGAACUCGCAAGCCAGAGAGAACGUGGAGGAGAUUGUCACGACAACCGACUUGCUGCAGUCUCUCCGGGUGGAUCUCGAGGCCCGCAAAUCCGAGGUGAAAGAACAGGAAAUCAUCCUGAAACAGUUGAAAAGUCGCAAGCAAGGCCUCGAUAUGCGUGGCAAAAGUACUAUCGUGCUAGUAUAAAAAAUCGCACAUGCAAAGUAGAAAUGACUCUUCUCUUCUACUAGGACAGGAAGGAUAAGGAACUGAGCAACUUCCUUGUCAUGCCGAUUCACGUUUUGAAAUCGGAAUAGCCGAUCCGUCAUUCAUAGUUGCAAUUCCUUAUACCUUUUUCGCCGAGUGCGAUACUUUUGCAAUGCACACUCGAGCAGCAAGUGCGGGAGUUGGAAGACCGAUCGGAUAAUCACAACAAACAUCUGGAGCAGCGGCGAACCGAGCUGCUGCAGGAAAUAACCGGGUGCGAGGGCAAGGUGAAACAGCUGAAGGCGGAGGCGGAGCAAGUGCGGCAGGGCAAGCUGGCGCCCUACGAGGAGCUGGAGAGAGCGAAAUCUGCUUGGGCGAAGCAGCUCCAGGAGCUAGACAACAAAUGGAGCGGUCAGAACUAUGCGAUCGGCCGCCAGCUGGAGGAGGCGGUGAGAAAAUACGAGGAGGAAAAGCGACUCCGUUCGGACAUGGAACAGGGGCUCGAGACCCAGAAUUCGCACCUGGCAGAGGAGGCGCUGCGGCUGAUAGGGCAACUGGGCGCGAAGGAACUGAGAGUGGUCGAGCUGGAAGCCCAGAAUAAGUUCCUUUCUUCAAAAGGCGUGGAACUGGAGGACGCAUUGGGAAAGAUCCGAGAUCUGACCUCGCAAAUCGCCAGCAUGGAGAGUAGCUUCGCUGCGGAAAAGGACAAAAUGACGCGGAACUUCGAGGAGCAGCUGGAAAUUGCACAAAUGGGAACAUUUUCUUGCGGAUUGGAGGAGGGGCAAGACGAUGAAGAUGUCCGUCCUGCAGAGGAGGAAUUGCCGGGUUGUUCUGCUGAGGAUGCUGACACCAGCACGACUGGCGCGGGCGGGAGUUGUGCAGCAGCAGAAGAGAGCGGGAGUGGAGCAGCCGAUGGUGCGCAUGGUACCGCGUCAGGUUCUUCUUGUAUUACGAACCCCGCGGGAGGAGCAGGAGCAGGAACUGCUCCUACAACGAAAAUCACCACUGCAGGAGCCUCGACACCGGCACCCCUACGGACCUGCAGCGUGGACAGCAACCAGAAUUCGAUGCCGGGCGGAGUCGGGCCGCGGCCGCAAUCUUUGCCGCCGCCGCCAAUUCAUUCGAGCAAAGCCGGUCGCGCAGCCGUGGCAGCAAUCGCGAAGAGCAAGAGCAACGGCCCGAUUGCGCAGUUGAGCAGAGGACAUAUUCAACAGAACAUGAGGACAUUCAUUUGGCAUCAGAAAAAAAAAUGUCUUACUGAAGAUGUAGAUAUCCUCUCACUUCAAACUCUGCGAAAACCAAAAGAGAGGCAAUUUUGUGCAAUGCAGAGCGCGGUUCGUAAUGCUACUUAGUGGCUGCAGAGGUACCAAAAAAGUGUAUCAUGCUGAACGGCCAGAAACAGCUUUUGUGGUGGUAGAAACCGCAACACAAAUUAUUUUUUGUCUGGAAUGGAUGUCUGUGCUUUUCUGUAGAAUAAGACAGGGAACAGCUUUCGGUGGUCCUCCGACGGGUCCGGGUGGGCGAAAAGUAGAAUACUGGUGCCCGGUACGCCGAUGCUAUUUACUCGGUACGCCGAUGCGCAAUAGCCGCGGCGUAGUAUUGACCAAAGCGCUUUCGGCCGCCGACCACGCAAAAAUUAAAAAAGAAAGGGAGUAUCGAUUGCAAAUAGAUUGACAUGUCUGGGUCUAGAGAGAUCCGAGUUUUUGUUUGUGAUCGUACUCAGUCGCAACCCAACCAAAUUAAUUGACACAUGGUCCGGUCUGAGACGUGAGCCUGACCACAUGUCUGGUCCAGAAGAUGCAGGAUAAACCUGCGUACCCUUCUAGACUCAGAUAGUCGAUAUUUGCAAUGCAUAAGCAGGAAAAAGCACACCGCGCCCGCGCAGCCGCAGCAGGACAUCAAACUCCAGGAUCGACCUCCGCCUCGUCAACAUCUUCUUCGACACCAAGUGCUUCGUCGUCCCCUGUCGUCGCUAUUGCACCUCCUACACCAGCACCCGCCCGCCCUCUGACCGCGGCGGAAAAAACCGCGCGGCAGAUCGCUUCGCUGCAGGAGACGAUUGCGGUGGAGAAAGAGUGCUACGAGAACCGCAUCCAGCAGCUGAACGCGCAAUUGCAGAAAGCAAAAGACAAGUGCGAGUUGAAGGAGCAGCACCUGAGCCGUGUGAUUGAGCAACGGAAGAAUUCCCUCGAACAAAAGCAUCUUCUGUCCAACGCGUUUCGCAUCGCCAAGGAGGCGUACACGAGUGGGGACCUGCAUCAGCAAGGAGGCCAGAAGCUGCGCAAGUUGAAGAACGACUUCGACAGCUUGACGCUGACGAACGAUUUGCAUAUUAAGUACACGCCGGUGCGGGAAAGACGGGUUGGGAACAAUUCUGUUCAGAGUAGUGCUUCUGCCACGCCCAUCAGCACUACGCUGGGGCAAUUGAACGUGCAUCUGUUGAAGAGGUUGGAGAUGUGGCGGAAGCAGGAACUGCAAAAGUUGUCCACGUUUACAAAUCAGGAGAGGCAUCUGAAGGAUCCAUUUUUUCUCUUCUACGGGGGCACAAGUCGGGACUUUGACACGUGGCACGCACCAGACGUACUGGAUGAAGAGGACGGGGAAGGGGAAGACCAAGGCCAAGCUGGGUCUCUGUUCAACGGCACGAAUGCGGGGGAGUUGCAGCAGAGCAGAACGAUUUUUUCCGUAAAGCCGGUCUACUUUCAGCAGCUGCACAGCGAUGGAGGAGUAAAUGGUGGAGGUGGUAAUGCCUGGGCGUUGGACUUGGAAGCGGUGUACACUGACGACCGCGAAGUACUGGUGGAAAAGCGGGAAUUGCUGGGAAAGGCCAAAGAGUUUCUGCUGAACAAGGUACAUAAUUACACUUCUUUUUUAACUUUUUACACUGCUGUCGUGUUUGUAAAAAUGCAGUCCUCGAAUAGACACGAACAAGAACAUCGCCAUGGUGUUUUAUUUUUGCGAUGCGAUGACUAUGACAAAUGGAUGACAAUCGAUGAGGAGGAUAUCUUUCAGCCAUCAAACUUGCAUCGUCCGACGUGCGAUCUCUCCUUACAGGUCCUCGAGGAGUCGCUCUACGACGAGGCUUCCGACAGGUACAAAGUGCAGCAAAUCCUUCCUCUCGUUCAGCCCGCGUUUGAGAAGAUCGACUUUGCGCUGGAGCAAGCUUUGGAGUUAAAUCGUCUGGAGCACGAAGAUCUGAACCGGGAUCAGCAAUCCAGAAACUACUGGGGCAUCCUAGAUCUAGACGCGAUCGGUAGCGGUACUACAGCAAUUUCCUCUCCGCGUGCAGGUGGAGCAGGUUCUGGUAGUCCGAAAGACGCCAGCGCUUCGAAAGUGAACCAGAAGAUUUGGAAGAGGGCACAGUGGAAGGAUCCGGGCGAGAUGACCGAGGAGGAAAAACAGGAUAUGCAGAGUAAAAAUGUGCGUCCCGCCCACCAACUUUGUUCCCUGAAAAUUGAAUGUUUCUCGGUGCUCUAUUUUGGUCUCUUCCAGUACAUAAAGAACACCCCAUAGUCAAGAUGGAAAAUCUGCUACACAAAUCAAAAGGUUUUGGGUGUAGCAAAUAUCGAAACUCCACUAGAAAAUGCUUCUUGUGGGUCUUGUCCGCAUGAGAAACAUUUUAAGCAUGCAGCUUUGCAUUCCAACUCUGGGGAGGUGGGGACGUUUUUUCACGGGAUACAGGAGUGGUUUAAGGCGAUCAACGGACGGAGAAACCGCUUCGCGAUGCUGUUCCAUUUCGACAAGCAGGCGGGCAAGGCCAGGGCGGCUAGUAACGGCGGAUUGCUAGCCCGGCAAGGGGGCGAAAAUAACGGGUCCUCUGCUUCCUCCAGCACGUCUUCUCUGUUGAACGCCGAAACAAACUCGGAGAAAAAUGCGGUCCAGUUUCUCCGGCCGCCGCGGGACCCCGAGCACCGGUUCUACGACACAACCGGCGCGUUACUCCGGGUCGCGAUGGAGAACCAGCUGAAAAGCAUCCACAACGCCGCCGCGGAGCUGAAAAAGCCGGCAGUCCUGCGCUCGGCGCCUCCCCUUGGCUCGUAUGUGACCAAAGAGAGAAAUUUAUCCCGAGUGUUGAAAACGUCCCUACCUCCCCUGAGCUGUCGUGCAAAUCUGCAUGCCUAGAAACGCUUCUCAUGUUGCGCAGCCCGCCCCUAUUUGUGAUGCGGCCGCACUAUCUACGCAUGACAGCACAGCAACGACCCAAACUUGUCAUUCGCAAUAGCCAAUCUGGUUUGUUUAUGUUUUGUGUAGCAAAGUCCCUUUUAUUGUUGAUGACUCUGUGGCGGAGGCGUUUUUACAGGGGAUGAAAUUCGCAGCGAGUCGCGGUGGCGGUGCGCAUCGAGAGCACCCACGCCGCGCCGCGAGCGGGGGUCGCGGAGCCGGUGCGGGGCGGGAAAGUGGUUCGCAGCGAGAAAAAUGUGCUGUGUGCGCUGUACCAUUUCGCGAAACCCGAGCAAAAUCGGCAUUCCAACAACACUGUGCACGACACUUUUGUGGAGCAGGCAAAGGAGGAAAGCCGGGCGCUGGGUCGCGUCCGGCCGUGGAAGCUGACGCUGCACGCCGAAACGUAUCACUCGCUGUUUUUCGAACACCCACGCACGGGAAAGCUGCUACUGCUGAACAUGGAAACCGAUCCUAUCGAGCGCGUCUUUCACUACCACGAGGCGGGUGAGGGAGGUACAACGCGGCAGUCGAGUGCCCCCUACUGGGGAUACCUCGAUUUAGGCUGGGGGAGCGGGUAUGGAUUGCAAAAGUUUCAUUGUGUCGGACUCUCAUGAGUUGGAAUAUCAAGAAGGCACAAGUAAUUUAUUGAUAUUGUCCAUGACCUUUACCUCCACAACGGAGCGCAACACAGAUGAACUUGGUCAUGAAGAUUUGUCAAGAACAAGUUGGUAAGAAGAAAAUUCAUCUGCCAUAUACUUGCAACUCAUGAUGGUACGAGUACAACGCUUUUACAUAGGAUAGCGGGAACGCCAGCGCUGCGAGUGGCGGCAGUAUGUUGGCCUUGGGGAACUGAGGAGCUACGCCAGCAUGCAUCGUAUAGUGCUUUAUUGCUGUCGGAUUUUUCGUUUUCGAGUUGAGCUAGUAGGUUGAACAACCGGGGGGUACAACUACGCAGCUCGGUACGAUCCGACCGAGGCACUGAUGUUUGAUCUAAAAAUCUAAUGAUGUCAGAACGUGGAAAAUUGCGCUUCAAAAGAACUCAUCUGUCUGUAUCUGUAUGUGUGUUGACAAAAAAGAAAAAAUGAGUUGCUACGUGGACAAUUGUACAGACUGCAUAUGAUCACUUUGAGAAUACAGACAGACUGACAAUAAAGUGUCUUGAUCGUCUAGCUGUAGGCGAUUCCAAGACUAAUAGGGAUGAUUUCUUCUACUUCAGAAGCGACGUUUUGAAGAGAUACAGCAUCGAUUGUCACGGCACUGGUUGCGAAAUGCAUACGCACAUGCAAUGUAUGCCUGUGCAUUUUGUUUCUUGCGCCCAAUUUUGUAAAUUUCCAUCCACGACUUCCUGUUCCUUUUGAAAAAAACUGGAUAGAUAGCACCAAAAACAUAUUGGAAGUUUUUUACUUUGUUGUACUAAAGAUUCUGCUAAUUGCACUAUGAAUUGAUGUCGAUUCAAGAGCGAAAAGCGACCUUAUGAAUAUACGAUGAAUACAAGAAAGAGAGUAUAGAAAAAACUUUUUGGAAGACUAAUUUGUUUGCUCGAAG